AGAUAUAAAAGGGACUAUGAGGGCAGAAGAACCCAAGGAAGGAGGAGGAGAAAAAGUUUGUUAUGGAGGAGUCGAAGGGAGUUGUGAAGCACGUAUUGCUGGCCAGGUUCAAAGAUGGCGUCCCACCUGACCAGAUUGACCAACUCAUCAAGGGCUAUGCCAAUCUUGUCUCCCUCAUCGAACCCAUGAAAGCUUUCAAUUGGGGCAUGGAUGUGAGCAUUGAGAACCUGCAUCAAGGCUUCACUCAUGUGUUUGAAUCAACCUUUGAAAGCACGGAAGGCGUAGCGGAGUAUAUUUCCCAUCCAGCUCAUGUCGAAUUUGCCGAUCUGUUCCUCUCUAAUUUGGAUAAAGUCCUCGUAGUUGACUAUAAACCCACUACAGUCCCUAUUUGAAUAAAAAAGGGUGAUGCUAUUUAUGUAUUGUAUCUCAGAAUUUAUUUUCCCUUAGCAGAAGUAUGUUGUGUGUAUGGCACAUUUGAAUCUGCUUUAUGGAAUGUUUUCUUUUGGACAAGAAUUGCAAACUUAUCCGUUCUGUA
Messenger RNA from Cornus florida, 535 nucleotides. RefSeq names its product stress-response A/B barrel domain-containing protein HS1. Gene Ontology annotation, biological process: pollen tube adhesion. NCBI's taxonomy places the organism in Eukaryota, Viridiplantae, Streptophyta, Magnoliopsida, Cornales, Cornaceae. Bases 63 to 392 code for a protein of 109 amino acids. The transcript has 2 exons. The record is from RefSeq and is a predicted model, not a curated record.